AUGACAGGGGCCUAUGACAAGGUGCUGCGGGAGCGAAUGGUUCACAUCCUCCGGCGACUGGGCAUCCCCAGGGACCUGGUGGGAUGGGUUGCGUCCUUCAUGACCAACAGGAAAUCCACAAUUGCCUUUGAGGGCCAGGAAUCAGACACCUUUGACAUCCCAGCAGGCAUCCCGCAGGGGUCACCCCUAUCACCUAUACUAUUCCUAUUCUACAAUGAGGAACUGGUGCGCAUCUGCUCAAGACCGGGGCGCCCGGUGGUGUGCAUGGCCUUUGUAGACGAUGUCAACGUGAUGGCCUAUGGCCAGUCCACUGAGGACAACUGCAGGGAGCUCCUGCGCAUGCAUCGGGCAUGCGAGGAGUGGGCAGCACGGCACGGGGCGGUCUUUGCCCCCCAGAAGUAUGAGCUAAUGCACUUCACACGGGCGCGCAACCAAUUCAACCUACAGGCUGAGCUGAGACUACCAGGACAAACUAUACAACCGAAACAGGUGAUGAGGGUAUUGGGUGUAUGGUUAGACUCUAGGCUGAGAUGGAAGGGCCACCUAGACGCGGUGGCAGGCAAGAUGAAGACUCAAGUCAGAGCACUGUCCCAAACCACCCAAUCCACAUGGGGGCUCCCACUACGACAAGCGAGAAUGGUGUAUAACAUGGUCAUCAGGCCGGCCCUGACCUAUGGAGCAAUAGCAUGGCACCAGCCACAGGGGCAGGGGGGCACGGGUCCAGCUAAGCCAGGACUGGCCCUCAAGCUGACCACAGUGCAGAACUCCUGCCUCAGAAUAGUGGCAGGGGCAUACAAAAGAACCCCAACAAGCACACUGGAAGCGGAAACCCACACAGUACCCUUAGACAUCCACCUGGAUGGGCUAGUGGCAAAGGCGGUCAACAGGAUGAAGGCCUCAGGAAUGGCGCAACAAAUUGAGAAUGCGUGUGCGGCCAUAAGGACCAGGCUUCGGCACCGGGGGGUGACAAGGGGGGCACAGAGACACAUGGGAGCUGUGGUUCACCCGGUAGCCCUGCCAGUGGACUGGGAACAGCAAUGGAUUCAGGGUGCUAAGGAGAGAGCCACAGCAGAGAUGACACCGGAACAACGAGCCAACCUGGACCAAGCCUCAUAUAAUCACUGGCUGAAGCGCGAGCAGCUCUGGAGGUGGGUGCAGAGGUGGAAAAGACGUGAGCCCCCCUGGGGGGAGCGGCAUGGCCGGCCCCCAGACAAGAAAAUUCUGAAGUGGCACACCGGCCUGCGCAAGGCUCGCAGCACUAUCAUCAUCCAAUUGAGGUCAGGGAAAACCGGACUGGCAGCUUUCCUAAACCGGUGUAAGGUACCUGAAUUCCCCACCCCACAGUGCCCCUGUGGGUAUGAAUGGGAAACAGUCGAACAUGUUCUGAUACACUGCGAACGCUGGGAGCAGCAGCGUCAGGGCCUUAUAAGAAAUGGCAGGCUAGACAAGAGGAUGCUGCUAGACACCAAGGAAGGCCUGCAUCUCCUGUCAAACUGGUGGAUGGAGAGCGGGAUUCUAGGCCAGUUCACAUUAGCACGCGAGCUGACACACUAUGUACCAUAA
Molecule: messenger RNA, 1563 nt
Organism: Histoplasma mississippiense
Lineage: Eukaryota; Fungi; Ascomycota; Eurotiomycetes; Onygenales; Ajellomycetaceae
Exons: 1
Coding region: 1-1563 (520 amino acids)
Source: RefSeq, a predicted model, not a curated record